Cuscuta campestris is the source of this 3088-nucleotide messenger RNA. NCBI's taxonomy places the organism in Eukaryota, Viridiplantae, Streptophyta, Magnoliopsida, Solanales, Convolvulaceae. The record is from the annotation of a GenBank genome assembly.
AUGGAUCCAAGUUUAGAACGAAUAAACUCCUACUUUGCACGCUCUCUUUCUCUCUCUCUAAAACUUAUAUUAUUCUCUAUUCUUGGUGGUUUACGACCAUCACAUUGGUGCUUUCAUUGAGAGCUGAGGAACAUACUCGUAGGUUAACUCCUCAACGCGAGAAUGGUGCAAAUGAGGAGCAACAUUCCCACCACCAGCCACGUCGGCGGCGAGGAGAUCGCUCCGGGCAGCGGCAACGGCACGGGUGGCAUCGCUUCGACUCCGGACGCGGUCCAGGCGCUGUUCGGGUUGGGGGUGACCACGGAGCAGCUCCAGGCGGCCGUUGCGGCACUUUCCGCCAUGGGUGGGAACGUGCCCGGCGCCGGGGCUGGCAAAGCUCCGCUCGGUCACCACACUGAGCACGCUGCCACUUCCCAGCACAAGGGGAAGAAGACUCGGAGGAGCAGGAGGAGGCCCGGAAAGGACCCGGUGAUCGAGGAGGUGUUGGUGGAGGACGUCCCAGAAGGUGAGGACGAUGAGUCCAGUGAGUGUAGAGUCUCGGCCUUCAAACGCUUGGGAGGCGAGGAGACCCGAGUGUCGGCAUUCGACCGGCUCAACUGCGGACCAGAAGGCCGCCAAGGUGAUCUUCGCCGGCAGAUCUCCGAAGCCAGGUGGAGGAACGCUGAGGAAUCAGCGAACUCGGAUGCGCGCUCGGCGAGACCUGAGCGAACCGAAGGCCGAACGCACGAGCGGACUCAGCGUCGCCAGAGCCCAACGAGAACCGAGAAGACAAAAAUCCCUGAACAGGGUAUGACUGAGCUUGCGCGCGAGAUUGCCGAGCUCAAACGCCGAGUAGAGACAAACUCCCCCUACAGCCAGCCCAUCUUGCGCACGGUAACCCCGUUUACUCCGAGGGUGAUGUCAGUUCCGCUGCCGACAAACUUUCGUCCGUGGCAGAUCAAGGCUUACAGCGGGACGACGAACCCCCGGGAUCAUUUUUCAAAGUUCUAUGCUUCGAUGGAGGCGGCGGCAGCCCCGGACGAGGUCAAGUGCAGGUGCUUCCUCGCGACGCUAGAGGGCUCCGCGUGCGAUUGGUUCAACCGGCUCCCAAAGGGAACUAUUGACGAUUGGGAUACGCAUUUCGCGGCCAACCGAAGGCAGAGGCUGCCUUACUCCCACCUGCUCAACAUAUGCAUCCGCAAAGGAGAAAAGGGAGGUUGUUCCCUUGUUGUAAACUCGAAGGAAGUUCCUUGUUCCUUUGUGAGAAGUCUUGGAGUGCGGUAUCUCCGAGCAAAGGUGUUGAGGCUCGUGUUACUCGGGUUCUCAAGUUGUAUCGGUUUAGGAGAAGGGCAAUCCACCACGAGGCCUUCAUUAUUUGAUGGAACGAAUUACACAUAUUGGAAGGAGCGAAUGAGAAUUUUCAUCCAAUCCAACAACUUUCUCCUAUGGAGAAUUAUCAAGAAUGGCGAAGAAGUGCCCAUGAAGAAAGUUGGGGAAACCACCGUUCCCAAAACCAAAGAAGAAUACGAUGCGCAGGAUAUCAAGAAAAUAGAGAACAACGCCAAGGCUAUCAACAUUUUUUAUUGUGCAGUAAACCCGGAUGACUACCGGAAGAUCUCUUGUUGUUCCACCGCCAAGGAAAUGUGGGACAAGCUAGAAAUCACAUAUGAAGGUACGAAUCAAAUCCGAGAAGCUAAGAUAGAUUUUCUAACCCAUGAAUAUGAAUUGUUUCUUAUGAAGGAGAAUGAGAAAAUCGAUGAGAUGUUUGAACGAUUCUCCAAAAUCGUUAAUGAUCUCCAUGCUCUCAAGAAGACGUACACGGACAAGGAGCUUGAAUCAACGCAAAAGAAACCAUAUUACUUCUUCUAUUAUGAUGAAAAGAAGAAGAUUCACAUAUCACUUCCGGAACCCACACAAAUCAAACCGAGGUAUAGACAUUCGGUUCGAGUAGACUGGAACCCGCCAACCGCAAAACGACAAGUUGGCCAAGGCGGUCAAAGAAAGCGUUCUCGCACUGGCAAGAACGUGGCCUCCUCCUCAGCCCCUCCACCACCGGCGCACAAGUACCUCGACGGGUCGUUCCUUUGGUUCAACGACCACGCAGAGGCGACGCGGUUCUCGGAGAAAUUUGAGCACCGGGAGAUUCUACCUCCCCGAUUCUCCACCGCCCGCUUCAUUCAUGACUCCAUUCCACGUGAGGCACGGGUUAUCCUCGAACGUGGAAACUUCCUCGAUCUCCUCUACAUCAAGAAGGUCAAUUAUCACCCCUCUCUUGCUCGAGCUUUCUACUCGAACUUGAAAAAGGAUGAGGACGGAGCGUUGAUCUCUAACGUCAACGGGGUGGACAUCUAUUUGAAUGAGGAGAACAUUCAAAUCCUCACCGGGCUUCGUCGGGAUGGACAGGAUCUCGGGCUCUACGUUGGAGAAGAAGGAGCACGGUUCAACGAGACCGCUCUCUUGGAGGAACGUUGGGCCUUUAUUCUAACACCGACGCCCAAGCUCGGAAGACGGGAGCAGAUCCAAUUCACGGAGAAGGAUCUUCCAAACACGCCGAGUCCCCACCGGGAUGCCUUAGUCGUGAAGAUAGAGAUCAACGACGCCAUAGUACACCGCACCUUGGUAGACACGGGAAGCUCAGUCAACAUAAUGUAUGAGAAAACAUUCCAAGACCUUGGUUUGAACCGCAAGGACUUGUGGAGUGGGUGCUACCAUGACGGGCGCGUGCGCGCACGGGGGUUCAUCGAAGGGGAGUGGGUGCUGCGCAAGAGGUCCGUGAGCCGCCCCCUAGAAGGUGGAAAAUUGGACAAGAAUUACGAAGGCCCCUACAUCAUCAAAGAAGUGGUAGGCCCCUCAACGUUCCGCCUGAAGACGCCGAGUGGAGGGGAUGUGCCCAAGACUUGGAAUGCCAAGAACUUGGUUAAGUUUUAUCAAUAGAUUUCGAAUGUACACGGGCCCGAGAAAGGGAACCCGCAACACCAUGAUUAAAUUCAAUGAAACGGAAUUUUUUGCAAACAAGGUCCAGCAGGUGUGCUCGGCACUCCCCCUCAGGGGAAGAGCCGAACGCAGACCAUGUCCGGAUGCUCUUCCCGGAUAAAGGUCUAACCUUCGU